Globicephala melas (long-finned pilot whale) is the source of this 7211-nucleotide messenger RNA. The record is from RefSeq and is a predicted model, not a curated record. Lineage: Eukaryota; Metazoa; Chordata; Mammalia; Artiodactyla; Delphinidae.
GUGAAACCUAAAGAGUGUCAGACUGGAUGAUAGAUUAGCUAAAGAGUAAAUAAGGUCAAUUUCUACGAAACAUACAAAGAAGAACUUACACCAAUCCAUCUCAAAGUCUUCCAAAAGACUGAAGAGGACAGAACACUCCCAAAGUCAUUCUAUGAAGCUACCACCACCCUGAUACAAAAACCUGACAAAAACACCACCAAAAAAGAAAAUUACAGGCCAAUAUCUUUGACGAAUAUAGAUGCAAAAAUUCUCCACAAAAUAUUAGCAAACCAAAUCCAACAACACAUAAAAAAGAUCAUACAGCAGGAUCAAGCUGGAUUCGUCCCAGGAUCAAAGGAUGGCUCAACAUAUGUAAAUCAAUCAAUGUAAUACACUACAUCAAGAAAAGAAAAGACAAAAACCACGUGACCAUCUCAAUAGAUGCAGAAAAAGCAUUUGAUAAAAUUCAACAUCCAUUCAUGAUAAAAACUCUCACCAAAGUGGGUAUAAAGGGAACAUAUCUCAACAUAAUAAAAGCUAUUUAUGAGACUUCCCUAGUGGCACAGUGUUUAAGAAUCUGCCUGCCAAUGCAGGGGACACGGGUUCGAACCCUGGUCCAGGAAGAUCCCACAUGCCGUGGAGCAAGUAAGCCUGUACACCAUAACUACUGAACCUGUGCUCUAGAGCCCGCGAGCCACAACUACUGAGCCCGUGUGCCACAACUACUGAAGUCCAUGUGCCUAGAGCCCAUGCUCUGUAACAAGAGAAGCCACCACAAUGAGAAGCCCAUGCACUGCAACAAAGAGUAACCGCCACUCACUGAAACUAGAGAAAGCCCGCGCGCAGCAACAAAGACCCAAUGCAGCCAAAAAGAAAAGCUACUUAUGACAAACCCACAGCCAACAUAAUACUCAAUGGUGAAAAGCUGAAAGCCUUCCUGCUAAAAUCUGGAACAAGACAAGGACGCCCACCCUCACCACUUCUAUUCAACAUAGUAUUGGAAGUCCUAGCCAGAGCAAUCAAACAAGAAAAAGAAAUAAAAUGUAUCCAAAUUGAAAGGAAAGAUGUAAAAUUCUCAUUAUAUGCAGAUGACAUGAUACUAUAUAUUGAAAACCCUAAAGACUCCACACAAAAACUACUAGAACUGAUAACUGAAUUCAGCAAGGUAGCAGGAUACAAGAUUAACACACAGAAAUCAGCUGCACUUCUUUACACUAACAAUGAAAUAUCAGAAAGGGAAAGUAAGAAAACAAUCCCUUUUAAAAUUUCAUUAAAAAAAUUAAAAUACUUUGGGCUUCCCUGGUAGCACAGUGGUUGAGAAUCUGCCUGCUAAUGCAGGGGACACGGGUUCGAGCCCUGGUCUGGGAAGAUCCCACAUGCCACGGAGCAACUAGGCCCAUGAGCCACAGCUACUGAGCCUGCACAUCUGGAGCCUGUGCUCCACCACAAGAGAGGCUGCAAUAGUGAGAGGCCCGUGCACCGUGAUGAUGAGUGGGCCCCGCUUGCCACAACUAGAGAAAGCCCUCACACAGAAACAAAGACCCAACACAGCCAACAAUAAAUAAAUAAACAAAUGUGGGGUUAAAAAAAAUUAAAAUACUUAGAAAUAAACCUGAUCAAGGAGGUAAAAGACUUAUAUGCUGAGAGCUAUAAAACACCGAUAAAAGAAACUGAAGAUGAUUCAAAGAAAUGGAAAGCUAUCCCAUGAUCUUGGGUUAGAAGAAUUAAUAGUGUUAAAAUGGCCAUACUACCCAAAGCGAUCUACAGAUUCAAUGAAAUCUCCAUCAAAUUACCCACGACAUUUUUCACAGAACUAGAACAAGAAAAUUCUAAAAUUUAUAUGGACCCAUAAAAGACCCAUAUUGCCAAAGCAAUCCUGAGGAAAAAGAAAAAAGCUGGAAGCAUAACCCUCCCACACCACAGACAAUACUAUAAAGUUAUAGUCAUCAAAACAGCAUGGUACUGGCAUAAAAACAGACACAUGGAUCAAUGGAACAGAAGAGAGAGCCCAGAAAUAAACCCACACACCUAUGGUCAAUUAAUUUUCAACAAAGGAGGCAAGAAUAUACAAUGGAAAAAAGACAAUCUCUUCAGGAAGUGGUGGUGGGAAAGCUGGACAGCCACAUGUAAAUCAAUGAAGUUAGAACACUCCCUCAUACCAUACACAAAAAUAAACUCAAAAUGGCUUAAAGACUUAAACAUGAGACAUGAUGCCAUAAAACUUUUAGAAGAGAACAUAUGCAAAACAUUCUCUGACAUAAACCAUAACAAUGUUUUGUUAGGUCAGGGCAAAAGAAAUAAAAGCAAAAAUAAACAAAUGGGACCUAAUCAAACUUAUAAGCUCUUGCACAACAAAGGAAACCACAAACAAAAUGAAAAGACAACCUAUGGACUGGGAGAAAAUAUUUGCAAACAAUGUGAUUGACAAGGGCUUAAUUUCCAAAAUAUAUAAACAGCUCAUACAACUCAAUAACAAAAAACAAAUAACCCAACAAAAAAAUGGACAGAGACCUAAAUAGACUUUUCUUCAAAGAACAUACAGAUGGCCAAUAGGCACAUAAAAAGAUGCUCAACAUCACUAGUUGGUAGAGAAAUGCAAAUCAGAACUAUAAUGUGAUAUCACCGCACACUGGUCAGAAUGACCACCAUGAAAAAGUCAAAUAAAUGCUGGAGAGGGUGUAGUGAAAAGAAAACCCUCUUAUGCUGUUGGUGAGUAUGUAAGCUGGUAAAGCCACUAUGGAGAACAGUAUGGAGGUUCCUUAAAAAACUGAAAAUAGAGUUACCUUAUGAUCCAGCAAUCCCCCUCCUGGUCAUACAUCUGGAGAAAACACUAAUUCAAAAAGAUACAUGCACCCCUAUGUUCACAGAAGCACUAUUUACAAUAGUCAAGACAUGGAAACUACAUAAAUGUCCAACAGAUGGAAGGAUAAAGAUGUGGUGUGUGUACACACACACACACACACACACACACACACACACAAUGGAAUACUACUCAGCCAUAAAAAAGAAUGAAAUAAUGCUAUUUGCAGCUACAUGGAUGGACCUAGAGGUUAUCAUACUAGGCAAAAUAAGCCAGAAAGAGAAAGACAAAUACCAUAUGAUAUCCCUUAUACGUGGAAUCUAAAAUAUGAUACAAGUGAACUUAUUACAAAACAGAAACAGGGGCUUCCUGGUAGCACCAUGGUUAAGAAGCCGCCUGCCAAUGACAUGAGUUCGAGUCCUGGUCUGGGAAGAUCCCACAUGCCACGAAGCAACAAAGCCCGUGCACCACAACUAUUGAGCCCGCACUCUAGAGCCCUCUAACCACAGCUACUGAGCAUGCACACCACAGCUACUGAAGCCUGCACGCCUAGAGCCCGUGCUCUGCAACGAGAAGCCACCACAAUGAGAAGCCCGCGCACCCCAACAAAGAGUAGCCCCACUCGCCACAACUAGAGAAAGCCCGUGCACAGCAACGAAAACCCAAUGCAGCCAAAAAUAAAUGGUAAUAAAUAAAAUAUUAAAAAAUCUUAACAAACAAAACAAAACAGAAGCAGACGUGAAGGUUGGUGAGUUGGUGCGGAGUUCGUCUCAGCACGCGUGGCCGCGCUGGGAUGAAUUCCUCCUCAUCUUCUUCCACAGUGGGUUUGGGCUCGGUUGACUGGCAGCUGCAGCAUUUCAUGGACGUAGAGACUCAGAAGCAGCGCUUCCGGCAGCUGGUGCACCAGAUGACGAAACUUUGUUGGGAAAAGUGCACAGACAAGCCUGGGCCAAAGUUGGACAGUCUGGCUGAGGCCUGUUUUGUGAACUGUAUUGGGCGCUUCAUUGAUACAAGCCAAUUCAACUUGAAUCGACUGUAACAGACCCAGAAAUCCAAGCCAGUCUUCUCAGAAAGCUGUUCUGACUGACUUCAGCAUUACCUCUUUGGAAAAGGAAGGUAGUUCAAGAAAAGAAGAGCAGUUGAUGGGAUGGUUGAAGAAAAGGUGGGGGAUCGGCUCCCACUUUGUCACUCUUGGGACAUCCUGUCAUCUGAGAAUGAACAAAGACCAAUUUUUUUGUGGGAGGGGUGUUUGAGGGUCAAAUGUGUUUGGGGUUGUGUUUUUUAAUGCUAAUCUGGGGAAAACAAAUGACAGAUGAAUGGAAAAUUCUACUAGAUGUAUAUUACUCUAUGUGGGAUGAAGCUUUUCUCAUAGUCCCAUUAACUGCUCCCUACAAUUUUAAUAGGGGAACUGCUCUAUAAUUUGAUAGUGGGGCCACAUAAGUAAUAAUCUGUUAUUUGUGUGGAUUCGUUUCAGAUUUCUAGAGAGAUCGACAUACGUCUUUGUGUCUCUCAGAAAGGGCAGCAGCAGGGGAAAGAGUAAUUUGGUACUUGACUGUAGCCCUCCUUAUCUAGUGUUUGACUAUCAGUGCUGGAAAAAAAGAUGUAUUGAAUAUUCAUACAGUACAUUUCACCUUUCUAGAUUAUCUCUCUCCCUUACACUGUGAUUCACUUAAAUAUCUAUAUAAAUUACAGUCUUGAGCUAGUACAGGUAACCUGAGAGUCUAGAGGCCUUUGGUUAAAGGAAUCUAGCCAGUGAACAUAAUUCUCAUACUAAACUGCCACAAGGAAGAAGUUAACUUACCCUGUAUAUUGGGGUCCAAAAAAAUUGAAAGAUGUGCCUAAAUGAAAAAAUAAGUUAUAAAGAUUUAGGCCACUCAAAAACUAACAGCCGUUUCAGGUAGAUGUGCAUGCCUAAUGUAAAUCAGCAUAGUUUCCAUUUAGUGCGUUCUUUUAAUCACUGAAAUAAAAGAUUCUACAAGAAAAAAAAACAGUAAAAGAAACAGACUCACAGAUACAGAAAACAAACUUAAGGUUACCAAAAGGGAAAGGGAGUGGAGGAAGGGAUAAGUUAGGAGCUUAGGAUAAACAGAUACAAACUACUAUAUACAGAUAAACAACAAGGUCCUACUGUAGAGCACAGGGAACUAUAUUCAAUAUCUUGUAAUAAACCAUAAUGGAAAAGACAAGAGUAAGUGAGGCCAGCUGGGAGUCUCUUGGGCUGUGAUGGGAGAGGUGGGGUUGGGCUUUGGAUGAGAGGAGGUAGAUAGAAAAAAGGUGUGACUGGUGUAGAGUCAGCACAUGCAAUACUGGAGAGGACGUAGGGCUUGUGACUUCCACACAAGGUCAAAACCUGCGUUCCUGUUUUAUCGGGUUGACCAAAAAGUUCGUUCAGGUUUUCCCAUAAGAUGCUACCGAAAAACCCGAACCAAUAUUUUUGGCCAACCCAGUAUUUUGUAACUCUCGCAGUUUUAGGUUUUUCUAUAUAUGUCUAUGAUCCAUAGUUAUUUAAUUUUUAUAAGUUCUCUUUGCAUACCCAAUUGCAUACCCAACUGCUACCACACACUGAUCUAACAAAUCAUUCUUUCUAUACCAAAUUGCUUUUGUCCCUUCACUGAAAAACAACUGAUCAGUUGUGUGUAUGUUUAUUUCUAGACCUCCUAUUCCCUUACAUUUAUCUAUUUGUAUUUAUGCUAGCACUUUCUUGUUUCCAGGUUGUUUGGCUAUUCUUGGUCCUUUGCACUUGCAUUUUCAUUGUAGAAUCCACUUCGCAAUUUCUAUUAAAAAAAAAAAAGAGCUUACCGAGAUUUUGACUUGGAUUUCACUUAACACAUAGAUCAAUUUAGAAGGAAAUAUUGAGCGUUACAAUCCGUAAAUGUGAGAUAUCUCUCCUUUUACUUGGGUCUUAAUUUUUUUUCUCAAAUUUUUAAAAUUCUGUUUACCCAUCUUGCAUGUAUUUUCUACAUCUGAUGGUAUGCUAAAUUUUAAUUGUAUUGACUAUAUUUUCUUAUUUUUUUUGUAUUUUUCCUACUCUGGCCUUUGGGGCCUUAUUCCUGGCAAGGCUAUCCCUCUCAGAGCUAGUUAGUUCCUGCAGGUAAAAAAUCCCUCCCCUAUAAGCAUGCUUGUUAUACACAAACCGACCAAUCUGGAGCCCACACCCCCAACCAUAACCUUAUCAAACUCACAUACCAAACCAAUAAUCCUCCCUGCCCUAUACCGUACCUAGCUCUGGUACCUAUACCAGAGCUAGGUACGGGACAACUAGUGUCCACCCUUCCAAAACAGAGGCCGCUGAAACAUUUCAAACUGUCUGUCUUAGUCUUAUAGGUCUGCUAUAACAGAACACCAUAGACUGGGUGAUUUAUAAAGAACAGACAUUCAUUUAUCCCAAUUCUGGUGACUGGAAAUCCUCCAAUGCCAUAAAGGUGCCUCAUGAUUGGGUGAAGGUCCUCUUCUGGGUGGCAACUAGGAAUGACCCCUGAAGCCCAAAGUCUGCCAGAAUUUUUCAAGGCUGUGAGCCAUGCUCUUCUUGACCUGCCUCCUGAGCAGAAGGUGGAGGCCCAGCAUAUGCGGCCCAGUAUGACAUGCUGUGCUUCCUGUUUCUAGGGAACCGUGUAAGUGUCCUUCUUCAAAGUAACUUCCAUGUCUGCAUGUCUCACAGUGCAUGAUUAAAACAAGUCCCUGGUACAUUUCAACACAGACAUUUGGGGAGGGGAGGGGGGAUCUGAAGUUCUCAACUGUUUAUUGCUAUUGCAAAUAGAAUGGUUUCUUUUAUAUGGAUCUUGAAUUCUUCAAGCUUCAGAUACUCAGUCGUUCUAGCAGGGUCUUUUGGUUAAUGUUAUGUUUUGUUUUUUAUUGAAGUAUAGCUGAUGUACAAUAUUAUAUAAAUUAGAGGAGUACAAUAUAGUGAUUCACAAUUUUUAAAGGUUGUACUCCAUUUAUAGUUAUAGAAUAUUGGCUAUAUUCCCUGUGUUGUACAAUAUAUCCUUGUAGCUUAUUUUGUACAUCACAGUUUGUACCUCUGAUUCCCCUACCCUUAUAUGGCCCCUCGCCACUUCCCUUUCCUCACAGGUAACCACUAGUUUGUUCUCUGUACCUGUGAGUCAGCUUCUUUUUUGUUAUAUUCACUAGUUUGUUGUAUUUUUAAGAUUCCACAUAUAAGUGAUAUUAUACAGUAUUUGUCUUUCUUUAUCUGACUUAUUUCCCUUAGCAUAAUACCCUCCAAGUCCAUCCAUGUUGUUGCAAAUGGCAAAAUUUCAUUCUUUUUUAUGGCUGAGUAGUAUUCCAUUGUAUAUAUUUAUUCUGGGUUAUGCUUUGUUUGGAGAUCCCAUAGAGUUUUCUCCGUAGAUCAGUUUUAUUUUUUCCUUAGCAAUGUGAGUAAUUUUACUUUUUAUUGCCUCAUUAUUGUGACAAUAACCUCCAUCUCAAUAUUGAA